This is a messenger RNA of Thelazia callipaeda (thelaziosis nematode), 2811 nucleotides long. NCBI's taxonomy places the organism in Eukaryota, Metazoa, Nematoda, Chromadorea, Rhabditida, Thelaziidae. The record is from the annotation of a GenBank genome assembly.
AUGGCAUCUGCUCACCUGUGUGUUGUACGUAACGUCCGACGAAGGAAACAUGUGGUGGGGAUGAAGUCUUUGGAGUUAUGGAUUGACAAGGUUAAAGUAAAUUGGGCAUGCAAUAUGACAUGUAUUACCAAAUGCAAUCAGUGCAAAUUUACACUUAUCCACAUAUUUGAUUCCUGCGUUCAUCCAUUAAGAGCAAUACUUGAUUUGUAUCAGAGAUGUUUCAAUUAUGAAUUACCGGAGCUGUCAAGUUUAGUUGGUUUUAUUUUGCAUCAUUUCUAUAUAUGGCUGCAGGAUACUUCACGAUUUGAUGAAAUAUACAGAAAGCUGAAUCUAGAUAUUCAGUCACUCAUUCAUGAGCUUUCAUUAUGGAGUGGUCUAAAUAGGACAGCAGUAACAUGGCGUAAAAGCAUUAAAAGUAUUUAUUUAAUUGAAGCGCUUUUUGUUGGCACACGUUAUGAUGUAUCGCAUUUGGAACUAAUUGUUGAUAUUUUCAAGUUAAGGAAUGAUUUGAUGGUAGAUAUAAUUGUUUACAUAGUGCAGGAGAUGAUAGAGACGAAGAAUUAUCGAAAUGCAAUCGUAUGUCUGACAGUAUUUGACAUGAAAUCACAUUUUCCGAUUUAUGACGUGGUCAUACCAUGCAUAUGGCGAAAUCAUUUAAGUGCAGUCAGAACAUUCAUGAGAAAUGAGAAGAGCAUGCAAUUAGAAGUUGCAAGAUAUUUCGAUGGUUUGAUCUGCCCUGAUGAAUUUUGUGAUGCAGUUGACGAACAUAAUUAUUGUCUUCGUGAGGUCGAUAUCAGCAAGAAUCCGGCUUUGAAAUUUAAAGGAAAAAAAAUGGAAAAGCUUGUUUCCAGACUCGUAGAUCUAAAUAAUUUAUCAUUCUAUAUAGUCCCAAAUUUUACUCGCUGCAGACGACAAGAUGCGCUUAAGCAUAUAGCUUUUUUGUAUUUCAAUGAGCAGCGUGUUAGUGAAGAGGGAUACUUUGAUUAUGUUGCCCAUGCUUUACAGUCCGACACCGAACUACAGGAAUUUUAUGUCACUUUCCUCUACCGUAAGGGAAGAUUAAAUGAUGCAAUUCGAUGGGUCGUUCACUUUGGUUUGAUAAAGUGCAUGCCAGGGAAUUUAACAUUACAUAUGACCUCUAAUGCAAUUACUGAAGCUCGAGUUGAUUUGGCAAGGCUGAUUAUUGGGAGGGCAGAUAUAACAAAUGUAGAGCUAUUUCCUGGCUGUCCAAUCACAGUCAUAGCACAUGCUAAGCAGUUGAACAAGUUAUGUCCAAUUAUUGAACAAGCUGAUUUAAUUGGAAUCGAUUCUGAAUGGAAGCCACUGUUUAUGUGUUCAUAUGAAAAAGUGGCUCUUAUUCAAGUUUGUCUCCGGAAUUCAUGUUAUUUGAUAGAUGUUAUCACUUUGGAGAAGGAACUCACUGAGUGGGAGUGGGCCAAAUUUUUCAGAGUUUUGUUCUGUGACAGCAAAGCAAUAAAGAUAGGGUUCGAUUUUGUAAAUGAUAUGAGAGCUCUAAGGACUUCGUUUCCGUACUUGCAACCCUUAAAAGAGAUGAAAAACCUUCAAGUAUUUAUGUCAGAGCAUAGAUUUCAGCUUUUGGCUGCAGAACCAAGAUUUUUGGAUUCGAUUCAUGCGGUUAGAUCUUCUGAAUCAGAUGUAAAGAGCUCUAUGUUUUAUACAUCAUUUUGUGAUGAAAAAAGGCAUUUUCGACUCAGUGAUUUAUGUAAUGAAAUACUUGGCACGCCUCUUAAUAAAAAAGAGCAGCUAGGAAACUGGGCUAUGCGUCCUCUUCGACGCGACCAAAUGCUGUAUGCGGCAAUGGAUGGCUACUGUUUGCUAAGACUUUAUGAUAAGAUCAAGACAAAAGCUCAAAAAUUAAGGAAUAUAAAGUGGACUAGACAUUACCGUGAAGCAGAUUGCACGCUCAUGGUACCUAAGGAAUAUGUAAAUGCAAAAAAGGAAAGAACUAGAGUUGAUGAUGCAGAAUUUAAGAAAAUGAUUGAAACUCCAUUUACUGAGAAUAUUUUCCCAUCUCGUUUAAAUACUGAUCUUGGUAGUUCAAAGUUAAAGAGGAGACCAAAAGAUUUGAAAGUGGUAGUGGAUGCGAUGAUGUACACUCUAGGAAAAAAUUUAAGAAGAUGCGGUAUUGAUACAGUCUUUGCGACCAAGCAAAGUGAUUUAGUGGAAUGGACACAAAAUGAUCCAGAAAGAUAUGCAUUGACUUGCUGGCAGCCUGAGUUUGAUCCAGACAAAAUUGGAUUCGGAAGAAACGUGUUGCCAUUACCGUGCACUCUAGGAGCAAACGUGAUUGGAGAACUUGAAUAUGUUUUGAAAUGGUUAUAUGUAGUAUUAUCGGAGGAAGAUCUUUAUUCGCGCUGCAUGCAAUGUAAUGCGAAUUGUUUAGUAAUUGCUCCGUCUCCGGUGCUAGAAGCAAUGUAUCAGACACAUAUUGCCCCACCAAAUUUCUCAUAUGAUAGAAUUUGUCAUGCUUCGGACUACUCAGAAAUUGAAAAUGUGGAAACUUUCUUUCUUACACAAGCAAUCGAUCCGAAAUUAUACUUUGGUUAUGGAUGCAAACUGGAAGUUAAUGAGAUCGAAAGGGAGGUUCUAGUACACUGCCACAACGGUUCUUUAGACAUCGAAAAUUGUCUAGUGUCUUGUAACCGCUCUGUUUUGCCAGUUCUAGUUAAAAUAAGUGAGGUUCCUUUCGAAAUUCUGAGUAAACGAGGCAGAAACGAGACAAAAUCUUUUACGUAUGUGGUGUAUGCGGGCACACUUUUGGGUAGAAAUGAUGAAUUGUCAUCACAUUAA